AUGAAGAUUAAUGAACCUCAUACGUCAACGUUUAAUCCGGCGUCGUCGUCGUCGUCAGUGACAGCGCCACUAAUAAGCACUUUCAACUCAUUCAGCAUUGACGAUCCAUUUGCCAACCCAUUUAGUGAUGAUAAACCACAAGAGGAAGUGGAAGAAGAAGAGGAAGAGAAACAGGAAGGUUUUCGAGAGCAAAAACAGGAGCAAGGGCAAGAGAAACAUAAUGAAAAUAAUGAGCUUGAGGGGGGUGAACAGGAUGACGACUUUUUCAAAGCUGGUAAAGUAAAUGGUGCUUCGGACAAUGGUUUGUACUCACCCAGAAAGCACCAUUUGCAAAGCCAAAUAUUAUCAGAGCUAACUGAAGGAUCAGAUUCAUUUGAUUUGGAACAAUCGUUGACCAAACCUACUGCAUCGAAAAACAUUCUGAAGUCAGAUCAAUUGUUUUCAGACAAAGAUUCACCAAUUAAACUAAGCUCAAGUGAUCAAUCUUCAAUCAGUUCACCUUCUUCAGUGGGACCAAUUAAUUUGAAAAAAUUUAAAGCCAAGAGACCAAGAAGGUUUGAUUCAAAGACAAAUGUUCAACAUUUGAAAGGUGAGCUGGAAAAUGUCAACUCGAAUUUAUUGGGGCCAUUGACUUUUGAAAAUAAGCAAAAAAGGGAUAAAGAAGAAGAAAAAGAUGUGGGAAACCAAGGAGCACAAAAAGAACCAACAGAAUUGACUACUGAGGCGAUUGGAAAUCAAAUGGGGACUAUACAUGAAGAGUUACAAGGCAAUAAGAAAAACAGCAAUAACUCUCCAUCAAAACAAAAGACUACACCAAAAAAUACAACAAAAAAUACAGAAACAAAUUCAUAUGCGGAAGCACCACUGAAGAAUGAUAAUCAACUUGAAAUCACUGUUGGUGACCCUAUGAAGGUUGGCGAUAUCACUACCGCGCAUAUCAUGUACACCAUUAAAACACGCAACAAGAACCUCGACUCACCAAAUUUCCCACAAAUCAAGGAAGUUUCCGUGCAAAGACGUUAUAGCGAUUUCAGGUGGUUGUUUCAUCAACUACAGGCAAAUCAUCCUGGUAGGAUAAUUCCACCUCCUCCGGCAAAGCAAAGCCUUAUUGGCAGAUUUAAUGAAAAAAUUAUUGAACACAGACGAUUAUCCCUCGAAAAAAUGUUGAAUCAUAUUAACACUAAACCGUUGUUGUGUAAUGACCCAGACUUUGUUUCGUUUUUGACGAAUGAGAACGAAGGUCAUGCAUUUGGCGAUGCAAGCUUGGACGAAUCAGCAAUUCAAGACGGCCACAGUAGUGUUUCUUCAUCUUUUACCACACCCACUUCAACAACAACAACAACGACGACCACGACCACGGCCACGGCUGCUGCUAAUGCCGCUAAUGCUGCUGCCAGUGCGGCUUUUGCCUCUACUGGGUUUAUGAGUUCGUUAUUCUCACUGUCAACAAAGUAUACAGAACCGGACUCGUAUUUUACGAAAAAGAAGCAGUAUUUUGAUGAUUUGGAGUAUAAUUUGAAGCAACUUUUGAAAACCCUUGAGCUAAUCGGAACACAAAGACUGGACUUGCUGAAUAUUUGGGAAGAGAUUGCCAUCACCAUGGAAGAGUUGGCUGCAGUAGAAAUCACAAAGAGUACUAGCGAUUUAUUCAAUGCAUUUAGUCAAGUGCAAUACCAUAUAAAGGAUAAUAUCGAGAGACUCAACUUGUCUGACCAACUUACAAUGGGGUUCACAGUAGAGGAGUAUUUGAGAUUAAUUGAUGCCAUUAAUUACACGUUCAAGACCAGAAUAAAAAUCUUUGAGCUGCUAUCUUCUUUGAAUGCCCAAGUAGACAAAUUGUCUAGGAAACUGUCGUUGCUGCCAGAAAAGUCCUUUGAAUUAGAGAGGAUGAAAGAACGCCAAUCUAGUUUACAGAAGGACUUCAAUGAAAUAAGCAAUACUAUCAAGCUGGAAUUGGACGAGUUUGAAAUGACCAGAAUUGAUGAUUUCAGAAACAAUGUUGAGAUAUACAUUGAAAAUGCUAUUGAGUCGCAGAAGGAAGCUAUUGAAGUUUACGAAACAUUCUAUAGUCGGUACAUUGCUGUUGAUAAUGAGUAA
Lodderomyces elongisporus is the source of this 2097-nucleotide messenger RNA. It is a transcript of the gene vps5, whose product is annotated as sorting nexin 1. NCBI's taxonomy places the organism in Eukaryota, Fungi, Ascomycota, Pichiomycetes, Serinales, Debaryomycetaceae. The coding region runs from base 1 to 2097 and encodes 698 amino acids. Gene Ontology annotation, molecular function: phosphatidylinositol binding. Gene Ontology annotation, biological process: retrograde transport, endosome to Golgi; protein retention in Golgi apparatus. The transcript is spliced from 2 exons. Gene Ontology annotation, cellular component: endosome. The record is from RefSeq and is a predicted model, not a curated record.